Messenger RNA from Mytilus trossulus (common blue mussel), 1878 nucleotides. RefSeq lists its product as uncharacterized. The record is from RefSeq and is a predicted model, not a curated record. The transcript has a single exon. The coding region runs from base 1 to 1878 and encodes 625 amino acids. Lineage: Eukaryota; Metazoa; Mollusca; Bivalvia; Mytilida; Mytilidae.
AUGGUUAACCCCCACACUACUUUAUUGAAAUGUUGUGCUGAUAGUAUGAUCUGGUUAAAAAUUGACAAAAAUAUAUGUUUAAAUGAUUUAGAUUUGUAUAUUUGUGCUAUUUAUAUGCCGCCUGAUAAAAAUGUAUUUUACCGUAAAUAUGAUAUAGAUGUCUUUGAUAUACUGCAAGAAAAUAUCGAACAUUAUAGUACAUUAGGAACUGUGGCUGUGAUAGGAGACUUGAAUGGACGAGUAGGUUUAAAAGCAGACAAUAUAGUUAAUGAUACAUUAGAUAAAGAACUGAUUAACAGUAUUUCUUUUAUUGACUAUGUAAAUGAUAGUAAUAUUUGUAAUAGGAAAUCUGAAGACAUUAAACCUCCAAAUAGUUUUGGUCAGCGUAUAUUGCAGCUAUGCCAGUCCGGCCUUCGUAUAUGUAACGGCAGAUUCGGAACAGACAGUGGGAAAAUAACAUUUAAUAAUAAAAACGGUAGUAGCGUUAUUGAUUAUUUAUUGUUUACACAUAGUGAAAUGUUUAAUUGUUUAAAAUCGUUUUAUGUUGAACCAUUUAAUAUGUAUUCAUGUCAUGCUCCAAUAGUAGUUGAAUUGUACCUUAAGGGUAAUAAUCAGUCUUACGGUCAAUGUCAUUGUAAUAAAACUAAGUUCAAUGUAUUUAACUGGAAUGAAGGGUCAGAAGAUGAUAUCAGAAGUAAAUUGAUACUCAACACACAAAAGUUUGAUGAUCUACUGGUAAAUUUUGACGAAAACAGCGAUAUUGAUACGUGUGUAGAAAGACUUAAUAAUCUUUUAACUGAUAUAUAUGAACAGUAUACGAAAUCUGAAGUAACAUUCAAAGAACAGUGUGAAUCUUGUGAAAAUGGCGAUAAAGUUCAUAAAUCUAAUGCAGACAAGCCUUGGUUUACUGAUGAAUGCAAAACAUUAUAUAUACAAUAUCAAAAUGCAUUAGACAGUUUCAACAAAUACCGCUCGGAUGAAAACAGAAUUAACUUUAACCUUGCUAAACAAAAGUAUAAGUGGUGCGAAACAAGACUUAAAAGACAUUAUAAGAACCAACGAGGAAAUAUGCUGUCGUCACUAAGGAAGAAAAAUCCAAAACGCUUCUAUAAGAAUUUUAAAAAACGUAAAAAGCGCGUGAUAAAUAACAUUUCAUUGAAUCAAUUCGAGGAACAUUUUAAAAAACUUAUGUCUAAACCUCCUGAUGUGAAUGUUGGAACGAGUGACACCCCGGAAACAGUUUUUGAGGAACUAGAUCUUCCGUUUACAGAAAAGGAACUUGAUUCGUGCAUCAAAAAAUUAAAAAGAGACAAGUCGACUGGUUAUGAUGAUAUAAUGAAUGAGUAUAUACUUUUCGGUAAAACUUUAUUGAAACCUGUACUUUGUAAACUGUUCAACAACAUUUUAUGCUCUGGAAAUUUCCCUGAAAUAUGGGUGAAAUGUAUUUUAAUUCCUAUUUUUAAGAAAGGAAACCCUGACGAUCCUGGAAACUACAGAGGUAUUUCGUUGGUGUCGCAUUUAGGAAAACUAUUUACGUCGUUGAUUAAUUCAAGACUUAUAACAUGGUGCAAGAUUAACAACACUCUGACAGAUGCACAAUUUGGAUUCCGUCCUGGAUACGGCACUUCUGGUGCCAUCUUCUGUCUUCAUUCCUUGAUAUCUAAGUCAUUAAGAAAAGGCAAACGCUUAUAUUGUUGUUUCAUUGAUUAUAUUAAAGCCUUUGAUAGUGUUUUUCAUGUAAAAUUGUGGUUGAGAUUAGUUAGAUGUGGCGUUACUGGUAAACUUCUUACUGUAAUUAAAUCUAUGUAUUCUAAAUUGAAAACUUGUAUAAAGUGUAAUGGAAAAAUUUCAGAUUUUUUAAUUGUAAUACUGGCUUGA